This is a messenger RNA of Seminavis robusta, 5595 nucleotides long. NCBI's taxonomy places the organism in Eukaryota, Bacillariophyta, Bacillariophyceae, Naviculales, Naviculaceae. The record is from the annotation of a GenBank genome assembly.
AUGAAACCAACUGAGGCAUUUUCUCAGGAAGUCACAAUGGAUGAAUCUGAGGAGUUAUCUCAGGAGGAGGCUGAAACCAACUCUGAUGACUUUGAAAGUCAAACACUCAUGAUAGCUGAUACUGCAGUUUUGCACCACUUUGAAGCCAUACCUACCAAUAUAGUGGCUACUGCACGUGUCACUGCUCCACCAGUAUCUGCCCCCACUGUUACAGCACCGCCUGUGACUGCUCCACCAAUCACAGCACCACCAGUAUCUGCUCCACCUAUCACAGCACCACCUAUUACAUUUCCCCCUCAGGCCGCUGCACCAAUCAAACCUUCCCCGGUGACACUUGCACCCACCAUUCCAGCUUUUGUAAGCCAGAAUGGUCUAGACAUUUCUAGUGAUUCCGUGGAUCAAAGCUCUGACUCGUCUCCCCACACUUGGAUGACAGCUUCACCAUCUUCAUCUACUGCAGAUCACUUGGAGGACACAAUGGCAGAACAGUCUACAUAUGACAGUCCAAUCCCACCGUCUGAGCAAUUCUCAUCACUGGACACCAUCAACUACUCUGAAUCCACUACUAUGAUCCCCUCUGCAUCAAUCACCAUCAAUCCAACUGAGACUUCUUCACAGGAAGCUACAAUGGAUGCAUCUGAGGAGGUAACUCAGAGGGAGACUGCUCGUGACUCCAGCGGGGACAGCCAAACUCCCAUGGUAGCUGAAACUGUUCCUAUGGAGAUCUUUGAAGCCAUCCCUACAGAAACAAUAGUUGCAACAGGACUGUCAAGCAACAGCUUUCAAGAUGGCUCUAUUGAUUCUGUUGAUGAAAGUCCUGACUCAUCUUCAAUGACAGAACUGCUACCUCAAGACGGCGUUCCCAUAUGGACAGGAUCGUCACAAUCUGCAUCAUCUGAAGAUGGGGAUCACCUGGCACUGUGGGAAGAAGAACCAACCAUAGGAUCUGCUUUGGAAACAGAAGCCCCCACUGUUCUCGCAACACUAGCAGCAUCUGAGGAUACCUCAUCAUCAGGCAUAUCCAUGAACUGGGGAUCCAACACUGCGAUACCCUCAGCGCUAGUCACCAUGAAACCAACUGAGGCAUUUUCUCAGGAAGUCACAAUGGAUGAAUCUGAGGAGUUAUCUCAGGAGGAGGCUGAAACCAACUCUGAUGACUUUGAAAGUCAAACACUCAUGAUAGCUGAUACUGCAGUUUUGCACCACUUUGAAGCCAUACCUACCAAUAUAGUGGCUACUGCACGUGUCACUGCUCCACCAGUAUCUGCCCCCCCUGUUACAGCACCGCCUGUGACUGCUCCACCAAUCACAGCACCACCGAUCACAGCACCACCAGUAUCUGCGCCCCCUAUUACAGCACCACCUGUUACAUUUUCCCAUGACCCAGUGACACAUGCACCCAUAACACCAGCAAAAUCAUCAAACCCAACUGGUUCUCAGGCAUCCUCCAAUAUAUUUCAUUCCAAUAGUCAAGACAGCUUUCACGCCGACAGUGCAGAACAGACAAAAACUUCACCAACAGAAACAGACUCAAAUGCUACUCCUAUUCCACCAAAUAAACGUGGCGUUGGACCAUUCGUUUCAAGUAUGCCCAGUGUGACACCAUCAAAGGAUCAAGGCAGCAGUCAACCAUCCCCCGAACAGUUUUCCUCAAUCCCAUCAAAAUAUCCGAGCUUGAAAUCAACAAGUAUUUCCGGCUCCAAGCCAAGCACAUUGCCAUCUAGUUCACCGCUCCGCAGCCAUAGCAUCACACCCUCAGAUCAGCCAAGUAGCAGCAGUGAACAGCCAAGUGCUCUUCCAUCCAAUUCGUCGAUUCCCAGCAUCAAUGCUUUGGAACCACCCACCAGCAAUCCAUCCAAAUCCAGCAAUUACAGUGCCGAGCCAUCAUUUGAUUCAAGUUUUGAACCAAGCCCAAGAAAUAAAACAUCCAACCUGCCAAGUGCUUUACCAUCUGAUUUGUUGCUUCCCAGUCUCAAUCCAUCUAAGCAGCUGAGCAGCACUGCAUCUUUCCAUCCAAGCAAAGCAGCAAGAAACGCUUCCUCGUGUCACCCAACCCCACAGCCACCUGUUUCAUUACUUCCCAGCCUGACAGAACAGCCCAGCAGCAACGGAGCCAAUUCAACCAUUCCUAGCAUGAAGCCAUCCAUAAAUCCAAGCUCUGAAUUCAGAACAAGAAAUGAAACAUCCAAUCAGCCAAGCACUCUUCCCUCAAGAUUAGUUCAACCCAGCUUCCAUUCAUCAGAGCAUCCAAGUCUUAGCCAAUCACGGUCAUUUCAACCCAGCUUCCAAUCAUCAGAGCAGCAAAGGUUCAGCCAAUCAAAAUCCAGCAAUCCCAGCACAGAGCCAUCAUACGAGCCAAGCUCUGAACUCAGCACAAGAAAUGAAACAUCCAACCAGCCAAGUUUUCUACCACUUGAUCCAAUAUCUCCCAGCCCCAGGCCUUCAGAGCAGCCACGAAUCAAACCAUCAAGCUCUAGCAAUAUGAGUGUGGCGUCAUCAUCAAGUCCAAGCAAUGACACAAAGAAUACUUCCUCAUGUCAUCCUUUCCCUCAAAGAUCUGAUUCAAUGCUACCAAGCCUCAAUCCUUCAGAACAGCUCAGCAGCAACCAACCAAGCUAUAGCAUCACAAGCACUGAGCCAUCAUUUGAUCCUAACACGGAAACAAGCAGUUCUUUCUCUGAGCACCCAAGUAUAGUACCUUCUGUCUUUCCCAGCCUCAAACCACCAGGAAGCCAAAGUGGCAAACCAUCAAAAUCUGGUAUCUCAAGCACAACACCAUAUACGGUAUUCAAAGCAUCUUUGGAUACUCCCACAUCCCUUCCUAUUUCUUCGCCUGCUGAAACAAUGAAUAUGGCAAUAGCAAGCCCAUCAACACAUCAGACAGCACCGGAUCUCUUGGUUCACACUUUGCCAAAAUUGCAAAAUGCAGCGAAGGGCUCUCAACCAACCGUGGAACCGAGUUGGGGCCAAACACCAGAGCCUUCCACUACAGAGUGGCCUGAUACAGAGCUUCCCUACUCUGGAAGUCCCACAAUUUUUCCAACAAAAGACAUCAAUAUUUUCCAUCACAGUCAAUCUCCUUCUACCUCAUCUUCCUUGACACCAACCAACAACCCAACAGAACACCCCAUUCCCACAGCCCCACCAACCAGGGCCCCUACUGAACUUGUACCAACGGAAACUCCAACGUGGCCACCAAGCGACAAACCAACCAACACCCCAACAGAGUCACCAAGCAAUGAACCAACCAACGCACCAACCACACCUCCAACAAAACCACCAACAGAGUCUCCAACUUGGCCACCAAGUGAAACACCAACUGAGCCUCCCACAGAGCCACCUAGUAACGCACCAAGCCACGCUCCAAGCAACGCACCAACCAAACUUCCAACAGAACCACCAACAGAAUCUCCAACUUGGCCACCAAGUGAAACACCAACUGAGCCUUCCACAGUGCCACCAACCAAACCAACCACUGAAAAACCAACCGAGCCACCAACAGGACUUCCAACUUGGGGACCAAGUGACACACCAAUCGAACCUCCCACGGUGUCACCAACCAAAAUGCCAAUAGAUACACCAAGUGACACUUCCGCGGAGCCACCAAGGAGCCACCCAACCGGAAAACCAACAGAGCCCCGAACCAAACCUCCUACUGAAACACCAACUGAGCCACCAACAGAACGUUCAAGUGACACGCCAACAGAGCCUCCAACUAAACCCCCUACAGAUCUACCCACUAUCCAACCAAAGAAUAAUCCAUCAGCUCACAAACUAGCAGCAAGACAUACUGGAAAUCCAACUACUCAGCCUACUACUGCUGAAAUCCCCAUAUCUGGGCCAUCUCCCGGACCAACACCUGGACCCGCUCCUUCACCAACUCUGGUGGCACCAACUACCCCGUCGACUCCCGCACCCACACCACACCCAACCCCAAGGAAUACCAAUGCGCCAUCUGUCCUGCCAGCAACUGCUGCCCCCACAUAUCCACUAACUAUGCCACCGAUCAGAAAUUCUCCCUCGUAUCGACCAACCCUUGCUCCAACACCUCCACCCACCACCAAGCCAGCGAUCUUUGAUCCCACUCCCUCACCGUCAAUGAUGACAGACCCCCCCACAUUGAUGCCUUGGCCGUCAGCAAAACCAACACUUCCACCAUUCUAUGCCUCUCUUGGGGCUUGGUCCGCGUCAAUGACGAUUGAUCCGCCUACAGGGUCACCUUCUCUGCUGUCUUCAUUACCUUCCUCAGAGCCUUCUUCAGCCACCUCGGCAAUUUUAAACGCUCCUGAACUGUCAGAAGGAGGGAAUGUUUUCAAUAUAGGGCACGAUUCAUCAUUUGAAUUGCCAUCGUUUGUCCCGAGUGCUAUGGCUAGUGCUGACACAUCAUCACAUCCAAGUUUGAUACCCAGUUACGAUCCCUCAAUGCAUCCAACCAUAUCUCCGUCAAAAACACAUUCCAAAACACCAUCAGCCGUCCCUUCAGUGGUCCCGAGUUUGAUACCCAGUGCUGAUGCACCUUCAAAAACACCAUCUAGUUUCCCCUUGGAUAGAAGUAUGACGCCCAGUUCGGAUCCCUCGUUUCAUUCAAGCAUGUCUCCAUCACAAACACCUUCCAAAUCACCGUCUAGCCUCCCUUCGGAUCAAAGCAUGAUGCCCAGUUCGAAUCCAUCGUCUUAUCCGAGUAACCCUGUAUCGCAGUUGCCAUCCACUGUGGUCACAACUUACGUUGCAUCGCAAUCCAAACCGGAGCACCGCUUUGAAUACAUCCAAUUCCCGACAAAGUUGUCCAUCCCGGCCAUGUCGCCAGGGAAGAUGACACCACAAGACUACUAUUCCGCACAUGAUUCCCAGCACCGCUUUGAAUACCUCCAAUUCCCGACAAAGUUGCUCAUCCCGGCCAAAUCGCCAGGGAAGAUGACACCGCCAUAUGGUUUCGAGUACAUCCAAUUCCCUACCAAGGCUCCCCUGCCUGAGAACACCAAACCCAUGUUGAAAGAAGAAAGGCAUUCCAAGGGGCCAUUGCAAGCAGGUUCAGAUCAUUCCACAAUCGAGGCUAGUAGUCCGUCCAGCGGAAUGACAAAGCAAAGGAUAGAUGCAAGCGAUGAGACAUCAGCGCCGACAGUACGUAUGGCAAAAGAUCUCCUCUAUAGUUCCGGUACCAAUGGGUUUCAUCAGGUUGUAGCAUCGCCAAUGUCGUCAAAUGAAGACCAGGCCCAGCACAGCCCUUCGAUAUCUUCUAACGAUAUUCAAGAUUACUACAAGAGCAAGUUGGCAGAGGAUACUGAAACGGUCCCAUUGGUGACAGAUUUGGUAGAAACCAACGGAGGAGACGGCAAUUCAACACCCAAUGUAUCUUCCUUGUCCAGUAGCAGCUCGAAUGCAACGACGAAGGUGCUUUCGCUUUCUGUUCAGGAUACAUCAGCGUCCAACCAUGCAGUUGAGGUUCCAGCUGAAGAAGACGAAGAAACCACAAAGACGUUUUUUGUCGCCAAUGCGUUCGCAACAGUUCUUUCGGGCGCUCCACGGUGCUGCUACAUGAGCUACUCGCUACUUCUGCCGCAUUGUGUGUUGACUAUGUUUCUACUCUUGAUAUGA